This is a messenger RNA of Dentiscutata erythropus, 642 nucleotides long. NCBI's taxonomy places the organism in Eukaryota, Fungi, Glomeromycota, Glomeromycetes, Diversisporales, Gigasporaceae. The record is from the annotation of a GenBank genome assembly.
AUGGCAUUACCUGUAGGAUUUGCACAACCAGAAUUCCAUGGUGGUGAAGAAGAUCAUGAAGAUUUCGUAGAUAGGUUCAUAUCAUAUAUUACCUUGGCUGGAGUAAAUAAUGAUGCAAAUAUUCUCACUAUAUUAGAUCGAUCCUUAAAAGGAGAAGCAAGAGAAUGGUAUCAUAGAGAAUUUGACAAUAAAAAUUGGGAGUUAGAAAAUGUACUUGAUAACUCUGGUAUAGGUGCAAAAAUAGUACAUAUUCGUGGUGCUAAUGCAGGAGGUAUAACGGGUGCAGUUGCUUCUUUCCCAAAUGUUCUACUUGGACUUACAAAUGCACAAAUUAUCUCUGCUCGAAAUAAAUAUGGCGAUCAACUCGGUUAUACUCCAGCACAGAAGAAAACCCAUUUCUUAUUUGGAGUUAGACCUGAUAUUAGAGAUGAAAUUUAUAGAAUUAGUCAAACAAAACCCAUUAACGAUAUUAUUGAUAGUUUGGCAGAACUUGAAUUACGUUAUAGAAUAUUACAACAGGCACCAUCUCAACUUCGCCAUGCACUUAUUGCUCCUGCUAUUUCAGAUGUUAUACCUCAACAACCGGCAUUCCCCAUGGCUGAUAUGCAAAAAAUGAUUCAAGAUGCAUUUGCAAAACAGUGA